Acaulospora morrowiae is the source of this 698-nucleotide messenger RNA. The record is from the annotation of a GenBank genome assembly. NCBI's taxonomy places the organism in Eukaryota, Fungi, Glomeromycota, Glomeromycetes, Diversisporales, Acaulosporaceae.
AGGAUGACAAAACGGUGGCCAGCAUUCGUGUCCUUUCCGUUUGGCUCGCUGAGGAAGGAUCACUAGAAAAAGAAGUUGUAACAGUGAUCCCUUUUUUAAUUGAUAUGUGUCACCGCUGUCAUUCAGAAGUGAACCUUAUUCGAAUGUUGACACCUGCUUUCCUGAACUUGACAUCGCAAGAUCAACCACGUUCGACUUUCUCUUCUCACGGAGGACAUCAGUUGAUGGUUAAUUAUUUAAUUGAGUUUUGGCAGCAUAUAGAAAAUAAGAAUGAAAUAACAAACGCAAUGGUUGAUAACUUAUUGGGCCCGUUUCAAGUUCUACUGAACAUUAUGGUCUCGGAGAAAGAGGACUUUGUUGUCAAGAAUGAAGAAGAGCUCCUAUCAGUAAUCAAUACUGGACACCAAAUCUUAAGAAUUCUCGGUCCUAAACUAAAAUCCGAGGGUUACCCUUCCUCGCAGAGAAACCAAUCAAUACUUUUAGCAAAUACUUUGUUGUUGUGCCUCCUUAUUAUAUCCAGAAUAUCACGAUCUUCUGACUUAAUUGAAAAAGAAAUUCUCAUUGGUAUCAAAAAUACAGCUACAACUUACUAUGAGGACCAAAAUGAUUUGACAUUGCAAGAUGACUCCCAAGAACAAAUAAAAGAGGUGAUAUUUUUAGGUCAACAAGUUUUGAAUUCCACCUUACACCAUGUGUAA